GAAAAAAUGGAAAUCAAGAACGAGUGUGACCACGAGAAAAUCCCCAGAGAGGAGAAGCCACGUAAACAUUUGGAGAGACCCUAUCAGUGUGUGAAAUGUGGAAAAAGCUUCAGUACGAGCUCCAAUCUCACUUCCCAUCAACUAAUUCAUACAGUGGAAAAACCCUAUCAGUGUGUGGAAUGUGGAAAGUGCUUUAAUCAGAGUGGCCAUCUCACUUCCCAUCAAAUAAUUCAUACAGGGGAGAAACCCUAUCAGUGUGUGGAAUGUGGGGAAAACUUCAGUACAAGCUCCCUUCUCACUUCCCAUCAAAUAAUUCAUACAGGGGAGAAACCCUAUCACUGCAUUGAAUGUGGAAAGAGCUUCAGUAGGAGUGCCAAUCUCACUUCCCAUCAAAGAAUUCAUACAGGGGAGAAACCCUAUCAGUGUGUGGAAUGUGGGGAAAACUUCAGUAGGAGCUCGGAUCUCACUUCUCAUCAAAGAAUUCAUACAGGGGAGAAACCCUAUCAGUGUGUGGAAUGUGGAAAGAGCUUCAGGAAGAAGGACAAGCUCACUUCCCAUCAAAGAAUUCAUACAGGGGAGAAACCCUAUCACUGCAUUGAAUGUGGAAAGAGCUUCAGUAGGAGCGCCAAUCUCACUUCCCAUCAAAGAAUUCAUACAGGGGAGAAACCCUAUCGGUGCCUGGAAUGUGGAAAGAACUUCCGUGACAAGAAGAUUCUCACUUCCCAUCAAAGAACACAUACAGGGGAGAAACCCUAUCAGUGUGUGGAAUGUGGAAAGAGCUUAAGGAACAGCUCCUCUCUCACUUCCCAUCAAAGAAUUCAUACAGGAGAGAAACCCUAUCAGUGCAAGGAAUGUGGAAAGAGCUUCACUAAUAACUCCGAUCUCACUUCCCAUCAAAGAAUUCAUACAGGGGAGAAACCCUAUCAGUGUGUGGAAUGUGGAAAGAGCUUCAGUCAUGGCUCAAAUCUCACUUCCCAUCAGAGAAUUCAUACAGGAGAGAAACCCUAUCAGUGUGUGGAAUGUGGAAAGAGAUUCCGUAAGAGUCACCAUCUCACUUACCAUCAAAGAAUUCAUACGGGAGAAAAACCCUAUCACUGCAUUGAAUGUGGAAAGAGCUUCAGUAGGAGCGCCAAUCUCACUUCCCAUCAAAGGAUUCAUACAGGGGAGAAACCCUAUCAAUGUGUGGAAUGUGCGGAAAACUUCAGUAGGAGCUCUGAUCUCACUUCUCAUCAAAGAAUUCAUACAGGGGAGAAACCCUAUCAGUGUGUGGAAUGUGGAAAGAGCUUCAGGAAGAAGGACAAGCUCAUUUCCCAUCAAAGAAUUCAUACAGGGGAGAAACCCUAUCACUGCAUUGAAUGUGGAAAGAGCUUCAGUAGGAGCGCCAAUCUCACUUCCCAUCAAAGAAUUCAUACAGGGGAGAAACCCUAUCAGUGCCUGGAAUGUGGAAAGAACUUCCGUGACAAGAAGAUUCUCUCUUCUCAUCAACUAAUUCAUACAGGGGAGAAACCCUAUCAGUGUGUGGAAUGUGGAAAGAGCUUCAGUCAGAGUGGCCAUCUCACUUCCCAUCAAAGAAUUCAUACAGGAGAGAAACCCUAUCAGUGCAAGGAAUGUGGAAAAAGCUUCAGUCAGAGUUCCGAUCUCACUUCCCAUCAAAGAAUUCAUACAGGGGAGAAACCCUAUCAGUGUGUGGAAUGUGGAAAGAGCUUCAGUCGUGGCUCAAAUCUCACUUCCCAUCAGAGAAUUCAUACAGGAGAGAAACCCUAUCAGUGUUGUGUGGAAUGUGGAAAGAGCUUCAGUCAAAAGGCCAAUCUCACUUCUCACCAAAGAAUUCAUACAGGGGAGAAGCCCUAUCAGUGCGUGGAAUGUGGAAAAAGCUUCAGUCGGAGCUCCCAUCUCAUUUCCCAUCAAAGAAUUCAUACAGGGGAGAAGCCCUAUCAGUGUGUGGAAUGUGGAAAGAGCUUCUUUGAUAGCUCCUCUCUCACUACCCAUCAAAAAAUUCAUACAGGGGAGAAACCCUAUCAGUGCAGGGAAUGUGGAAAGAGGUUCAUUCAAAACCACAGUCUCAUUUCCCAUCAAAGAAUUCAUACAGGGGAGAAACCCUAUCAGUGUGUAGAGUGUGGAAAGAGCUUCAGUCACCGCAACAAUCUCACUUCCCAUCAAAGAAUUCAUACAGGGGAGAAACCCUAUCAGUGCUUCGAAUGUGGAAAAAGCUUCAGUUACAGCAACAAUCUCACUUCCCAUCAAAGAAUUCAUACAGGGGAGAAACCCUAUCAGUGCUUCGAAUGUGGAAAAAGCUUCAGUCACAGCAACAAUCUCACUUCCCAUCAAAGAAUUCAUACUGGGGAGAAACCCUAUCAGUGUAUGGAAUGUGGAAAGAGCUUCAUUAACAGUACCCAUCUCAAUACCCAUCAAAGAAUUCAUGCAGAGGAGAAGCCCUAUCAGUGUGUGAAAUGUGGAAAGAGCUUUAGUCAAAGAACCAGUUUCAUUUCCCAUCAAAUAAUUCAUACAGGAGAGAUAUGCUAUCAGUGCGUGGAAUGUGGAAAGAGCUUCACUGAUAGCGCCUCUCUCACUUCCCAUCAAAGAAUUCAUACAGGGCUGAAACGCUAUCAGUGUGUGGACUGUGGAAAGAGCUUCACUGACAGUUCCAGUCUCAAUACCCAUCAAAGAAUUCAUACAGGGGAGAAACCCUAUCGGUGUGUAGAAUGUGGAAUGGGCUUCAGUCAGAGCUCCAAUCUCAAUACCCAUCAAAGAAUUCAUACAGGGGUGAAGCCCUAUCAGUGUGUGGAAUGUGGAAAGGGCUUCAGUCGGAGCACCCAUCUCACUAACCAUCAAAGAAUUCAUACAGGGGAGAAACCCUAUCAGUGUGUAGAAUGUGGAAGGAGCUUCAGUCACAGCUCCAGUCUCACUUCCCAUCAAAGAAUUCAUACAGGGGAGAAACCCUAUCAGUGUGUGGAAUGUGGAAGGAGCUUCAGUCACAGCUCCAGUCUCACUUCCCAUCAAAGAAUUCAUACAGGGGAGAAACCAUAUAAUUGUUUAGAAUGUGGAAAGAGCUUCAGUCUGAGCUCCUCUCUCAUUUCCCACCAAAGAAUUCAUACAGGGGAGAAACCCUAUCAGUGUGUGGAAUGUGGAAAGAGCUUCAGGAAGAGCUCUGACCUCACUUCCCAUCAGAGAAUUCAUACAGGGGAGAGACCCUAUCAGUGUGUGGAAUGUGGAAAGAGCUUCAGUAGGAGCUCCAAUCUCACUUCUCAUCAAAGAAUUCAUACAGGGGAGAAACCCUAUCAGUGCAUGGAAUGUGGAAAGAGCUUCAGUCAGAGCUCCUCUCUCACUUCCCAUCAGAGAAUUCAUACAGGGGAGAAACCCUAUCAGUGCUUGGAAUGUGGAAAGAACUUCCGUGACAAGAAGAAUCUCUCUUCUCAUCAACUAAUUCAUACAGGGGAGAAACUCUAUCAGUGCAUGGAAUGUGGAAAGAGCUUCAGGAACAGCUCCUCUCUCACUUCCCAUCAAAGAAUUCAUACAGGGGAGAAACCCUAUCAGUGCAUGGAAUGUGGAAAGAGCUUCAAUCAGAGCUCCUCUCUCACUUCCCAUCAGAGAAUUCAUACAGGGGAGAAACCCUAUCAGUGCUUGGAAUGUGGAAAGAACUUCCGUGACAAGAAGAUUCUCUCUUUUCAUCAACUAAUUCAUACAGGGGAGAAACCCCCUCAGUGUGUGGAAUGUGGAAAGAGCUUCAGUAGGAGCGACUCUCUCACUAAGCAUCAGAGAAUUCAUACAGGGGAGAAACCCUAUCAGUGUGUGGAAUGUGGAAAGAGCUUCAGUCAAAAGAUCUCUCUCACUUCCCAUCAAAGAAUUCAUACAGGGGAGAAACCCUUUCAGUGUGUGGAAUGUGGAAAGAGCUUCAGUCGUGGCUCAAAUCUCACUUCCCAUCAGAGAAUUCAUACAGGAGAGAAACCCUAUCAUUGUGUGGAAUGUGGAAAGAGUUUCCUUUGGAGCGACUCUCUAAAUUCCCAUCAAAGAAUUCAUACAGGGGAGAAACCAUAUCAGUGCAUGGAAUGUGGAAGGAGCUUCAGUACGAAGACCUCUCUCACUUCCCAUCGAAGAAUUCAUACAGGAGAGAAACCCUAUCAGUGUGUGGAAUGUGGAAAGAGCUUCAGUCAGAGCUCCACUCUCAAUUCCCAUCAAAGAAUUCAUACAGGGGAGAAACCAUACCAUUGCAUGGAAUGUGGAAAGAGCUUCAGUCAGGAGGCCAGUCUCACUUCCCAUCAAAGAAUUCACAAAGGAGAGAAACCCUAUCAGUGCGUGGAAUGUGGAAAGAGCUUCAGUCAGAGCUCCUCUCUUACUUCCCAUCGAAGAAUUCAUACAGGGGAGAAACCAUAUCAGUGCAUGGAAUGUGGAAAGAGCUUCAGUACGAAGACCUCUCUCACUUCCCAUCGAAGAAUUCAUACAGGAGAGAAACCCUAUCAGUGUGUAGAAUGUGGAAAAAGCUUCAGUAUGAGCUCCUCUCUCACUAAGCAUCAGAGAAUUCAUACAGGGGAGAAACCCUAUCAGUGUGUGGAAUGUGGAAAGAGCUUCAGUUGGAGCGCCUCUCUCACUAAGCAUCAGAGAAUUCAUACAGGGGAGAAACCCUAUCAGUGUGUGGAAUGUGGAAAGAGCUUCAUUCGGGAGGCCAAUCUCACUUCCCAUCAAAGAACUCACACAGGAGAGAAACCCUAUCAGUAUGAGGAAUGUGGAAAGAGCUUCAGUCAGAGCUCCCCUCUCACUUCCCAUCAAAGAAUUCAGACAUGAGAGAAACCCUAUUAGUGUGUGGAAUGUGGAAAGAGCUUCAAUCAGAGCUCCUCUCUUGCUUCCCAUUACAGAAUUCAUACAGGAGAGACACCCUAUCAGUGUGUGGAAUGUGGAAAAAGCUUCAGUAAGAGCUCCAAUCUCACUUCCCAUCACAGAAUUCAUACAGGGGCAAAACCCCAUCAGUGUGUGGAAUGUGGAAAGAGCUUCAGUAGGAGCUCCUCUCUCACUUCCCAUCAAAGAAUUCACACAGGAGAGAAACCCUAUCAGUGUGUGGAAUGUGGAAAGAGCUUCACUAAUAACUCCAAUCUCACUUCCCAUCAAAGAAUUCAUACAGGGGAGAAACCCUAUCAGUGUGUGGAAUGUGGAAAGAGCUUCAGAAAGAGCUCCUCUCUCAGUUCUCAUCAAAGAAUUCAUAUGGGGGAGAAACCCUAUCAGUGCAAAGAAUGUGGAAAGAGCUUCACUGAAAACUCCCAUCUUACUUCCCAUCGAAGAAUUCAUACAGGGGAGAAACCCUAUCAGUGUGUGGAAUGUGGAAAGAGAUUCAGUCACAGCCAUAGUCUCACUUCCCAUCAAAUAAUUCAUACAGGGGAGAAACCAUAUCAGUGUGUGGAAUGUGGAAAGAGCUUCAGUCAGAGUGCCAGUCUCACAUCCCAUCAAAGAAUUCAUACAGGUGAGAAACCCCAUCAGUGUGUGGAAUGUGGAAAGAGCUUCAGUAGGAGCUCCAAUCUCACUUCCCAUCAGAGAAUUCAUACAGGGGAGAAACCCUAUCAGUGUGUGGAAUGUGGAAAGAACUUCACGCAGAGCUCCUCUCUCACUUCCCAUCAGAGAAUUCAUACAGGGGAGAAACCUUAUCAGUGUGUGGAAUGUGGAAAGAGCUUCAGAACGAGGUCCCACCUCACUGACCAUCAAAGAAUCCAUACAAAGAAACUCUAUCAGUGCAUGGAAUGUGGAAAGAGCUUCAGUAAGAGCUCCUCUCUCACUUCUCAUCAGAGAAUUCAUACAGGGGAGAAACCUUAUCAGUGUGUGGAAUGUGGAAAGAGCUUCAGUCAGAACUCCUCUCUCACUAAGCAUCAGAGAAUUCAUACAGGGGAGAAACCAUAUCAAUGUGUGGAAUGUGGAAAGAGCUUCCGUUUCAGCACCGAGCUCACUUCACAUCAGAGAAUUCAUACAGGGGAGAAACCCUACCAGUGUUUGGAAUGUGGAAAGAGCUUCAGUCAGAGCUCCUCUCUCACUUCUCAUCAGAGAAUUCAUACAGGGGAAAAACCCUAUCACUGCUUUGAAUGUGGAAAGAGCUUCAGUCAGAGCUCCUCUCUCACUUCUCAUCAGAGAAUUCAUACAGGGGGAAAACCCUAUCAGUGUGUGGAAUGUGAAAAGAACUUCAGUACAAGCUCCCAUCUCACUAAGCAUCACAGAAUUCAUUCAGGGGAGAAACACUAUCAGUGCGUGGAAUGUGGAAAAGACUUCAGUAAGAGCUCCUCUCUCACUUCCCAUCAAAUGAUUCAUACAGGGGAGAAACCCUAUAAGUGUAUGGAAUGUGGAAAGAGCUUCAGGAAGAGCUCCGAUCUCAUUUCCCAUCAAAGAAUUCAUACAGGGGAGAAACCCUAUCAGUGUGUGGAAUGUGGAAAGAGCUUCCGUUACAAUAAAAGUCUCACUUCCCAUCAAAUGAUUCAUACAGGGGAGAAACCGUAUAAGUGUGUGGAAUGUGGAAAGGACUUCAGUCAGAGCUCCUCUCUCACUUCUCAUCAGAGAAUUCAUAGAGGAGAGAAACCCUAUCAGUGCGUGGAAUGUGGAAAGAGCUUCAGUACGAGCUCCAAUCUCACUAAUCAUCACAGAAUUCAUACAGGGGAGAAACCCUAUCAGUGUGUGGAAUGUGGAAAGAGCUUCCGUUACAAUAAAAGUCUCACUUCCCAUCAAAUGAUUCAUACAGGGGAGAAACCCUAUCAGUGUGUGGAAUGUGGAAAGGACUUCAGUAAGAGAUCCUCUCUCACUUCUCAUCAGAGAAUUCAUACAGGAGAGAAACCCUAUCAGUGCGUGGAAUGUGAAAAGAGCUUCAGUACGAGCUCCAAUCUCACUAAUCAUCACAGAAUUCAUACAGGGGAGAAACCCUAUAAGUGUGUGGAAUGUGGAAAGAGCUUCAGUCAGAGCUCGAAACUCACUUCCCAUAAAAGAAUUCAUACAGGGGAGAAACCCUAUCAGUGUGUGGAAUGUGGAAAGAACUUCAGUAAGAGCUCCUAUCUCACUUCCCAUCAAAUAAUUCAUACAGGAGAGAAACCCUAUCAAUGCGUGGAAUGUGGAAAGAGCUUCUGUUACAAUAAAAGUCUCACUUCCCAUCAAAUGAUUCAUACAGGGGAGAAACCCUAUCACUGCUUUGAAUGUGGACAGAGCUUCCGAUACAGAAAGAGUCUCACUUCUCAUCAAAAAUUUCAUACAGGGGAGAAACCCUAUCAGUGCGUGAAAUGUGGCAAACUCUUCACUGAGAGUUCCCAUCUCACCUUCCAUGAAAGAAUUCAUGUGGGGGAGAAACGCUAUCAGUGUGCAGAAUGUGGGAAGAGCUUUACUGUGAGAAGAGAUUUCCUAGUACAUCAGAGGAUUCACAGUGGAGAGAAACCAUUUCAGUGCCAAGAGUGUGGAAAGAGCUUCAGUCACAUCUCCUCUCUCACUUUCCAUCAAAGAACACAUACAGGGGAGAAACCCUAUCAGUGUGUGGAAUGUGGAAAGAGCUUCUAUCAGAGCCCCCAUCUCACUUCCCAUCAAAGAAUUCACACAGGGGAGAAACCAUAUCACUGCUUUGAAUGUGGAAAGAGCUUCAGAACAAGCUCCAGUCUCAAUUCCCAUCAAAUAAUUCACAGAGGGGAGAAACCCUAUCAUUGUUUGGAAUGUGAGAAGAGCUUCCGUCGCAGCUCCGAACUCACUUCCCAUCAAAGAAUUCAUACAGGGGAGAAACCCUAUCUGUGUGGAAUCUGCAUGGAAUGUGGAAAGAGCUUCAGUCAGAGCUCCUCUCUCACUUCUCAUCAGAGAAUUCAUACAGGGGAGAAACCUUAUCAGUGCGUGGAAUGUGGAAAGCACUUCAGUCAGAGCUCCUCUCUCACUAAGCAUCAGAGAAUUCAUACAGGGGAGAAACCCUAUCAGUGUGUGGAAUGUGGAAAGAGCUUCAGUACGAGCUCCCAUCUCACUAAGCAUCACAUAAUUCAUACAGGGGAGAAACCCUAUCAGUGUGUGGAAUGUGGAAAGAGCUUCCGUUACAAUAAAAGUCUCACUUCCCAUCAAAUGAUUCAUACAGGGGAGAAACCAUAUCACUGCUUUGAAUGGGAGAAACCCUAUCAGUGCGUGAAAUGUGGCAAACUCUUCACUGAGAGUUCCCAUCUCACCUUCCAUGAAAGAAUUCAUGUGGGGGAGAAACCCUAUCAGUGUGCAGAAUGUGGGAAGAGCUUUACUGAGAGAAGAAAUUUCCUAGUACAUCAGAGGAUUCACAGUGGAGAGAAACCAUUUCAGUGCCAAGAGUGUGGAAAGAGCUUCAGUCACAUCUCCACUCUCACUUUCCAUCAAAGAACACAUACAGGGGAGAAACCCUAUCAGUGUGUGGAAUGUGGAAAGAGCUUCAGGAACAGCUCCUCUCUCACUUCCCAUCAAAGAAUUCAUACAGGGGAGAAACCCUAUCAGUGUGUGGAAUGUGGAAAGAGCUUCAAUCAGAGCACCCAUCUCACUAGGCAUAAGAGAAUUCACACAGGGGAGAAACCCUAUCUGUGCUUGGAAUGUGGAAAGAGCUUCAGUCAAAGCGCCCAUCUCACUUCCCAUCAGAGAAUUCAUACAGGGGAGAAACCCUAUCAGUGCUUGGAAUGUGGAAAGAGCUUCCGGAAGAAGGACAAUCUCACUUCCCAUCAUAGAAUUCAUACAGGGGAGAAACCCUAUCAGUGUGUGGAAUGUGGAAAGAGCUUCAGGAAGAGCUCCAAUCUCACUUCCCAUCAGAGAAUUCAUACAGGGGAGAAACCCUAUCAGUGUGUGGAAUGUGGAAAGAGCUUCAGUCAGAGCUCCAAUCUCACUUCCCACCAAAUAAUUCAUACAGGGGAGAAACCCUAUCAGUGCUUCGACUGUGGAAAGAGCUUUAGUCGCAGCCAGAGUCUCACUUCCCAUCAGAGAAUUCAUACAGGGGAGAAACCCUAUCAGUAUGUGGAAUGUGGAAAGAGCUUCAGGAAGAGCUCCGAUCUCACUUCCCAUCAGAGAAUUCAUACAGGGGAGAAACCCUAUCAGUGUGUGGAAUGUGGAAAGAGCUUCAGUAGGAGCGACUCUCUCACUAAGCAUCAGAGAAUUCAUACAGGGGAGAAACCCUAUCAGUGUGUGGAAUGUGGAAAGAGCUUCAGUCAGAGCUCCGUUCUCAUUUCCCAUCUCAGAAUUCAUACAGGGGAGAAACCCUAUCGGUGUGUGGAAUGUGGAAGGAGCUUCAGGAAAAGCAGCGAUCUCACUUCCCAUCAAAGAAUUCAUACAGGGGAAAAACCCUAUCAGUGCGAGAAAUGUGGAAAGAGCUUCAGGUGGAGCAGUCACAAGAUCUCUCUCACUUCUCAUCAAAGAAUUCAUACAGGAGAGAAACCCUAUCAGUGCAUGGAAUGUGGAAAGAGCUUCAGUCAAAAGACCAAUCUCACUUCCCACCAAAUAAUUCAUACAGGGGAGAAACCCUAUCAGUGUGUGGAAUGUGGAAAAAGCUUCAAUAAGAGCUCCUCUCUCACUUCCCAUCAGAAAAUUCAUACAGGGGAGAAACCCUAUAAGUGCAUGGAAUGUGGGAAAAGAUUCAGGGAGAGCUCCCAUCUGACUUCCCAUCACAGAAUUCAUACGGGGGAGAAACCCUAUCAGUGCAUGGAAUGUGGAAAAAGCUUCAGUAAAAACUCCAUUCUAACUUCCCAUCAGAGAAUUCAUACAGGGGAGAAACCCUAUCAGUGUGUGGAAUGUGGAAAGAGCUUCAGGAAAAGCUCCAUUCUAACUUCCCAUCAGAGAAUUCAUACAGGGGAGAAACCCUAUCAGUGUGUGGAAUGUGGAAAGAGCUUCAUUAUGAGCUCCUCUCUCACUAAGCACCAGAGAAUUCAUACAGGGGAGAAACACUAUCAGUGUGUGGAAUGUGGAAAGAGCUUCAGCCAGAGCGGCAAUCUCACUAAGCACAAGAGAAUUCAUACAGGGGAGAAACCCUAUCAGUGUGUGGAAUGUGGAAAGAGCUUCAGCUGGAGCUCCUAUCUCACAUCCCAUCAGAGAAUUCAUACAGGGGAGAAACCCUAUCAGUGUGUGGAAUGUGGAAAGAGCUUCAUUCACAAGAUCUCUCUCACUUCCCAUCAAAGAAUUCAUACAGGGGAGAAACCCUAUCAGUGCUUGGAAUGUGGAAAGAGCUUCAGUUUGAGCUCCUCUCUCAAUUCCCAUCAAAGAAUUCACACAGGGGAGAAACCCUAUCAGUGCGUGGAAUGUGGAAGGAGCUUCACUCGGAGCUCCAAUCUCAGGUCCCAUCAAAGAAUUCAUAUGAAGGAGAAACCCUAUCAGUGCAUGGAAUGUGGAAAGAGCUUCAGUCAAAAGACCAAUCUCACUUCCCACCAAAUAAUUCAUACAGGGGAGAAACCCUAUCAGUGUGUGGAAUGUGGAAAAAGCUUCAAUAAGAGCUCCUCUCUCACUUCCCAUCAGAAAAUUCAUACAGGGGAGAAACCCUAUAAGUGCAUGGAAUGUGGGAAAAGAUUCAGGGAGAGCUCCCAUCUGACUUCCCAUCACAGAAUUCAUACGGGGGAGAAACCCUAUCAGUGCAUGGAAUGUGGAAAAAGCUUCAGUAAAAAGUCCAAUCUCACUUCCCAUCAAAGAAUUCAUUCACGUAAGAAACUCUAUCAGUGUGUGGAAUGUGGAAAGAGCUUCAGGAAGAGCUCCAUUCUGACUUCCCAUCAGAGAAUUCAUACGGGGGAGAAACCCUAUCAGUGUGUGGAAUGUGGAAAGAGCUUCAGGAAAAGCUCCAUUCUAACUUCCCAUCAGAGAAUUCAUACAGGGGAGAAACCCUAUCAGUGUGUGGAAUGUGGAAAGAGCUUCAGGAAAAGCUCCAUUCUAACUUCCCAUCAGAGAAUUCAUACAGGGGAGAAACCCUAUCAGUGUGUGGAAUGUGGAAAGAGCUUCAUUAUGAGCUCCUCUCUCACUAAGCACCAGAGAAUUCAUACAGGGGAGAAACACUAUCAGUGUGUGGAAUGUGGAAAGAGCUUCAGCCAGAGCGGCAAUCUCACUAAGCACAAGAGAAUUCAUACAGGGGAGAAACCCUAUCAGUGUGUGGAAUGUGGAAAGAGCUUCAGCUGGAGCUCCUAUCUCACAUCCCAUCAGAGAAUUCAUACAGGGGAGAAACCCUAUCAGUGUGUGGAAUGUGGAAAGAGCUUCAUUCACAAGAUCUCUCUCACUUCCCAUCAAAGAAUUCAUACAGGGGAGAAACCCUAUCAGUGCUUGGAAUGUGGAAAGAGCUUCAGUUUGAGCUCCUCUCUCAAUUCCCAUCAAAGAAUUCACACAGGGGAGAAACCCUAUCAGUGCGUGGAAUGUGGAAGGAGCUUCACUCGGAGCUCCAAUCUCAGGUCCCAUCAAAGAAUUCAUAUGAAGGGUGGAAAACGCUUCAGUAUACAGCUUUCAGCUCUGGGGAAAACGCACCACUUUAAAGAGGCCUUUGGCUGAUUGAUAUCUAUUGCUCUUUUAAAAUGUGGGGAGGUGGGGGUUACAGGUUUUGGC
Messenger RNA from Lacerta agilis (Sand lizard), 11499 nucleotides. RefSeq lists its product as uncharacterized. NCBI's taxonomy places the organism in Eukaryota, Metazoa, Chordata, Lepidosauria, Squamata, Lacertidae. The transcript has 16 exons. The record is from RefSeq and is a predicted model, not a curated record.